Dreissena polymorpha is the source of this 3929-nucleotide messenger RNA. RefSeq names its product maleylacetoacetate isomerase-like. Gene Ontology annotation, biological process: glutathione metabolic process; L-phenylalanine catabolic process. Lineage: Eukaryota; Metazoa; Mollusca; Bivalvia; Myida; Dreissenidae. The record is from RefSeq and is a predicted model, not a curated record. Bases 22 to 678 code for a protein of 218 amino acids. The transcript is spliced from 8 exons. Gene Ontology annotation, molecular function: glutathione transferase activity; maleylacetoacetate isomerase activity. Gene Ontology annotation, cellular component: mitochondrion; cytoplasm.
AUUUUAAGACAUUUGACUAAGAUGGCAUCCAAACCAAUCUUGUACUCGUACUUUAGAAGUUCUGCAUCAUGGAGAGUCAGAAUUGUUCUUGCGAUGAAGGGCAUAGACUAUGAAUACAGAGCUGUUAAUCUCAUAAAGGAUGGAGGGAUGCAGAAAACAGAGGAGUUCAAGGCGAUGAAUCCCAUGGGACAGGUUCCUGUAUUUGUAGUGGGAGAUGUGGCUCUGUCUCAGUCAAUGGCAAUCAUAGACUAUCUUGAAGAUCUGUACCCUAUUCCAUCAAUCAAUCCAAAAGACCCCAUCAAGAAAGCACAGGCGCGUGCCCUGGCAGAACUUGUAACGUCAGGUAUCCAGCCUAUACAGAACCUCUCGGUCCUGCAAAAAGUGUCGGAGAGCCAGGAGGGCAGGGCCGAAUGGGCCCGAUUCUGGAUUGACAAGGGAUUCAGAGCUUAUGAGGAGUUGGUACAGAGGACUGCAGGAAAGUACUCUGUUGGAGAUGAGGUGACCAUUGCAGAUGUGUGCCUUGUUCCUCAGCUAUACAAUGCCAACAGGUUUAACGUGGACAUGAGCCGAUUCCCAACAAUCACACGCAUCAUCGUAGAGCUGUCAAAGCUGGACGCAUUCAAGGCGGCUGCACCAGAGGUCCAGCCAGACACCCCAGAGGAACUGAAAGCCAAAUAGUUUGGAAUUAACUCCUCUUUAAGCAAGCCUUGCUCUUUGUAAACAAGGCUAAAUGCAUGUGCAUAAAGUGUCGUCCCAGAGAAUCAGCCUAGACUAGUUUUUUUAUCAGAAGAGAUUUCAUUGAAACGAAAAAUCUAUAUAAGUGUUGUCCCUGAUUAGUAUUGACUACAUGGGUAAUCUGGGACAACUCAUGCAUUUAGCCCAGUUUUCUCAGAACAGGGCGUAAUAGGAUAUCACUUAAUUACCUUGCUUCCGUUGUCAGGCAUUCCAUCAACCUGAAUUUGUUCUAUUAUGUUGAUGUCAUGUUGUGUUAAAAACAGUUUAAUUUUCGUCAGAUUUCUUAAAGAAAACUGACAACGAAUGCAGAAAAAGAACUUUUAAAGGGGCCUUUUCACCUUUAGGUAAAUUUACAAAAUUAAAAAAAAAGUAUUUUCAGAUUCGCAAAUUUUCAUGUUAGUUAUGAUAUUUGUGAGGAAAAAGUACUACUAAACAUUUGCAUUUAUCAAUAUAAAGCAUUUAAUGACAAACUUCAAUACAUGCCAAAAUCUGUGAAAAGGCCCCAUUAAUGAUACAAUAUAUAUAUAUUACACAAUAAAAGUUUACCAAAAUUUUUUUUUUUAAUUUGUUCCUUUUUUGGAUAAAAAAUCUUUGUAUACUAGUCUAUAGAAUUAAAGGGUAAAUGUUUACAAUUAUGCAAGGAUUACUAUCUUAGCAUUUUUAUAUUUUGUUAAAUAUUUAAUAUAUAGUGUCAGACACAUACAUUAAUGCCCUACCAAGUCUGGUUUGCAGUAUUUGCAUCGAAUGACAUUGUAGGAUUGUUCAGUAAUUCUUUUGCUUGGUACAUUAUAAUUUUUGAGUGCUUAUACAAAAUGUAACUCUAUGAGCAUAUCAGUGUUUAGUUACUAGUCAGAGAGAGAUAAAUUUAAACAGAUGUUUAUUAUUAUCCAUAAUAGACAGGCAUAGUGAUAUAAAAUUGAUAGGUGUGUUUGUGUGUAUGAAUGAUUCUGUAGGAUUUAAGCAUAGGGCAGUAAUUCUUUCGCUUGUAACAUUAGACUUUAAUGGGAGCUAUAACUUUUUGAGCAUAUCAGUGUUUAGUUACCCAGCAGAGAUAUAUGUAUAUAAACAGAUGUCAAUUGUUUAUUAUUAUCCCUAAAAGUAAGGCAGAGGGUUAUAGAAAUAAUAGGCCUGCAUUGUGUGCUUGCUUCUAUUGGUCACACUCUUCUGUGUGAUACCUUUUGCAUGUGAUUUGAAGAAACCUUGAGGGCAUAUUUUAAACAUUUUUGCAAUUUAUUCAUUUUGUAUGAGUUAUUGUUCUGUUUGUUUAAAAUUACCUGUGAAAACUUCUUUUAAUUACUGCUCCUAAAUUGUGCAUGCAAUUCUCGCCAAACUGUUAUAGAAUAAUUAACUCCAAGUACUUUACCACAUAUUGUCAAGUUUAUAUGAUUGCAUUUUUCACCUUCAUUUUUUAGUUACAAAAUGCAGUUUUUCUUCUCUUUUUUUCUCCUAAAAUUCAAUUGCAAAUUCUUUCUUUAAACUUUGGACACCAAGCCUCCCCUUGCUCUGUCUGUUACAGCUUCUUGCUAUAAUUAUAAUAACAUGAUGCUCUUUCUUAAAUCAAAAACUCCAAAGGGAAAGAUCUAGGGUCUCAAAAGGUAACAGGAUGCUGCUCUGGCGACAUUUUUGUAAUUUUACUUAUUCCAAGGAAUGUUAUGUAAAUGCUAACACUUAGAGGUUUUCUAUAAUUAUGUAUCAUUUAGCAUUAAAAUUGUACAUAAAUAUAUCAAAUUUUACAUUAAUUUUAUAUUUCCUUUGCCAACUCAAAAGGAAAAGCACCGGGAAGCAGAAAAGAGCAGGACGCAGCACCCUUCUAUUUUACUUUUCAUCUUUCUCUAGGUCUUAUGUUUCCUUUUUUACUUUCAGAUUUUGUUUACUUUUAUUGGCUCGGCUGUUUUCGGAGAAAACCCGAGGUAUUGUCAUAGCCAGCUCGUUGUGUCCUGUGUGUCGUUGUGUCGUCCACCGUCCGCGUCGGGCUAAAACCUUAACAUUUUGUCAAGGUUUUGAACAUUUUGGUUCUUAAAUCAAAGUGCUUCUACCUACAACUUUGAAACUUCAUAUGUAGCUGCACCUUGAUGAGUUCUACACGCCACACCCUUAUUUGGAUCACUAGGUCAAAGGUCAAGGUCACUCUGACCUCUAAAAAAAAUAAUUCUGACAAGCUUUCAUUUAUUAAAAAGUGCACCCGCAGCCGAGCGUUGGCACCCAUUAUGGGGUGCUCUUGUUUGUGUGAUCUUUUUAAAAUGAUUAAAGUUGGUUAAUUUUGGUGUCUUAAUGAUUAUGUAUAUGUAAUGUCAUGGUGAAAUUAAUUAACAAUUGCUCAGAUGAUUAUGUGUAACUGCUAUGCAACGUUUUGCCAUUUUAUGUAUAUGAUGGUUAAAUUGUUACAUAUGUUAUGAUUGUGUUUUUGAUAAAGAAGUAUAUUUUUAAUAAUUUAUAUAUCUAUAUGUUUGAUUAUUGGUUCAAACCAUGUGAAGAAAUGCUAGGGCUUGCUUUAUAUAAUAAAUAUGUUUUAAACAUAUAAAUUGUUAUGUUGCACAUUAUUAGGUACCAAUGUGUUUAAAAAUACAUGUACUUUCGUGUUUAGAUAAUAUAGCUUGGUGUAAUGCAACUGCUGUCUUAAAGGGGCCUUUUCACAGAUUUUUGCAUGUUUUGAAGUUUGUCAUUAAAUGGUUUGUAUUGAUAAUUGUAAACGUUGGAAAUAAAAAGAUCCAAUGAAAAAUCAAGAAUAAAAUAAAAAAAGAAAAGAAAACAGUAACCCUCAACUGUGCUCGAACCACUGACCCCUGGAGUCCUGGAGUAAAAGUAUGUACCAUUUAGACCGCUCGGCCAUCCGCGCUCACACAAUGUACAAAAUAUUUUAUACUUUAUAUAAGCAAUCCUCGUAGGUUCACAAAAUAUAACGACAACAACAGAACGUUCCAAAUGAUUCAAUCGUUUCGCGUUGCAACGCUUUAUCACUUUCAGGUUUUUAAAUCGUUAAAAAAUGCAUAUAUUUGCUAUUUUAGAGCAUGGUAAAUGUUCAGUAUUACUGUUUCCACACAAAUACCAUAACUAAAACGAAAAUUUGCGAAUCUGAAACAACUGUUUUUGACUUUGUCAUACCAAAACGUGAAAAGGCCCCUUUAAGAAGUUAUUUCGUAAUUGUGUUUGAAUUGUAAAUGCUGAAGAAUGUGAUAAUGCAAGUAAUCAACUUA